Messenger RNA from Dreissena polymorpha, 2320 nucleotides. RefSeq lists its product as uncharacterized. Bases 366 to 2204 code for a protein of 612 amino acids. NCBI's taxonomy places the organism in Eukaryota, Metazoa, Mollusca, Bivalvia, Myida, Dreissenidae. Gene Ontology annotation, molecular function: protein binding. The record is from RefSeq and is a predicted model, not a curated record. The transcript is spliced from 5 exons.
AUGUAGAGUACGUAUGAAAGGCGUAUCUGAAAAAACCUUAUAAAAAUGAACAUGUUGGGAAUACAUCAGUUGGAAACGGAAUAGUUUUCACUUUUGCGAAAGGAUGCAAGAGGUUACAAAAAUCAUAAACCGGUUAACCUUUUUCCGUAACCGGUUAUUAACCGGUUAACCCAAACGCCUUAAGUUGUUAAAAUGAGUUAGAGUACGUAAAAAUGCUGUGAAAAGUUGAAUGUGCUUGGAAAAGUUGCCGAUAGAUUUCGUUGAAUUUUGGUAAGAGAGUGUAGCAAGAAAGAUCGAUAUCAAUGCAGAUCGAAACGACCGAGUCGUAACUUGCCGGUAGCGUAUUGUUACCCAUCGUUUCAAAAAUGAGUGAGUACAAAGCAUUGGUUAGUGAUUUGAAACUGGGAGAAACGUUAUUCCAGCAAGCUGAGGAAAGCUCGAAGUUUUGUGACGUCGUCAUCGUAUAUGGCCUGCCAGAUGACAUGAAACAAAUCUGGGUCCACUGGUGUGUGUUGGUACAAUGUCCGUACUUUGAAGCCAUGUUCAGAAGUGGAUUGGAAGAAAAGCAACAGGGAAAGAUAUUUAUUACAGAGUCUUUACAUGAAGAAGCUGUAAGCGCAGUGAUUGGAUUUCUGUAUAAAGGAGAGGUGAAUUUGGAGUAUCGACUUAUUGGAGACGUGCUAAAUGCGGCGGACUAUUUCCAGUUUGGUGACUUGCAUGAAGUUUGCAAAAGGUACUUGUUAACUGUGCCAUUGACAACAGAAAAUUGUGUUGAGCUUUUGACGAUAGCCGGUCGUUACAAUUUUGAAGAUAUACAGACGCGUGCAAUUACAUACAUAACUAACAAUUUGAUUCAGAUUAUUGAACACCCAGCCAAUAGUAAAGCUAUGACUGAUAUAAUUAUGACACAAAUAUGGGACAAAGCGAACCGUGACAGGAAAUGUCAAAUGACCCUUUUUAAUUUCUGCCGAACCUGGCUGUGGUGUGAUGUAAUGAAUCGUAAAGAAACAUUUGAAAACUUGUUCUGCUCUUUAAACCUGAACGAAACGAGUCACGAAUUCUUUCAAUCUUUAUCAUAUGACUAUGUCCAAACGUUUAAGAAAUGCCGUAAAUUUUAUGUACAUUUCAACAGUCAAAACUUUCAAACUAGACUAACAUUUACAGCGGACACAAUCGGCGUUGUUUUACUUGUAGCAAAGAUUCCGCAGCUACACAAAUCAGGAGGAAUAUAUGCAUACGCGAUAGGCACUGAACGCUGGUCCUUUCUUACAAGAUUACCGCGGGAAUUACGAGAAUUCGACUACAACAAAUAUUGCAUUGGUGUUGACCCAAUUGGGAAAUUCAUUUACGUUAUUAGGCAAAGAGAGCACUAUAUCAGUAAACAUUCAGCUGUUUUGGAAAUCCCUUCUCAUAGAUACGAUUGUGAACAAAAUACGUGGGAGCUUGAGACAUACACACUUAAUAUUAAGGAUGAAAGACAGGUCAGUAUUGAAGGAAUAGUUUGUGAUAAAACUGGGACGUUUCUUAUAGCCGAGACGAGGAUGCGUAAACGGCAGUAUAAAAAUGUACAAUUAUUAGCGUGUCGCGAGGACACGACCCUUGUGGAGGUAGCUUUAGUACCAAAUAUUUGCAAACGAUGGUACAGUAGUUGUGAUAUAAAGUAUUGUGUUGUUGGAGACAGUUGUAUUAUAGUGUUGUGUACCGAUAUUGAAAUUGGACAUAGGACAAUUAAAAUAUCAGUAACGAAUACAAACAUGCCACAAACUAAUAUUUGUAAAACGAUUAAAGAAUCGCAUAUUGGAUACAAUGCCAGGUUUGAAACCAAUGAAAUGUUGUACUCAAACGGGGCACGUGGCAUUAUUUUCCGUUUUGGCAGCGAGCAUCACAGAGAAGUGAGUCUUUCGCCAGUUCAGUGUACGACAGUUGAAGGCGAAGUUCUUCCCAGAUACAGAGGCGAUGAGGAAGGGGUGCAACUAGAUAACAUUUUAACGGGAAAUGGUGAAAAUGUUGUCUCCGUAUACGACAGGCACACACAAACGUUACGAGUUAUUGACUGCAUCACAAAGGAACAGCAUCUGGCACCACCGUUUCCAUACGACUUCCAGGACUGCACAUUGGUCCAUGCGAACCUGGCGGCCAGAUUACUUAAGUGUCGCAUCGACUGUCCACAUUGUUUGUUUGAAAUCAAAUCCGAUAUUAAUUAGUUUUGAGCACGAAACGGAGACAUAAACACGAUACAAUUAUGGAAAUGGGGCAUGCUAAAUAAUGCGACAGGACUGUGUCUGUUGUCAUUAUUAGAUAAUAAAACCGUAUCGCGAUA